This is a messenger RNA of Gigantopelta aegis, 6041 nucleotides long. RefSeq names its product band 3 anion transport protein-like. Bases 278 to 4543 code for a protein of 1421 amino acids. Gene Ontology annotation, cellular component: plasma membrane. The record is from RefSeq and is a predicted model, not a curated record. Gene Ontology annotation, biological process: monoatomic anion transport; bicarbonate transport; transmembrane transport. Lineage: Eukaryota; Metazoa; Mollusca; Gastropoda; Neomphalida; Peltospiridae. The transcript has 29 exons. Gene Ontology annotation, molecular function: solute:inorganic anion antiporter activity; monoatomic anion transmembrane transporter activity.
UUACAAUCCGCCUGCUUGAUUUUGGAGUGUAGUUUUUGUCUCAACUAUGAAACACGCGGAAGAUAUCGCAGGAAUUUAAACAAGGACAGUUUGAGAUUAUUCUAACUUCUUGUCGUGAUGGGUUAAUGAUCGGAGAUGAUCUUGGUUAGUCAUUGAUGCUCUGCAUCGUCAGAAGACGUUCGCUUGUGAAUCCAGCCAUCGAUAUCAAACAGACCCCAACAGGCAACUGUACAUAGCUGACAAAAUAUUUCUGAGACAGUGAGAGAACAGAAGCAGAAUGGCUCACCAACGUCGCGAUACGAGACCUGAGUUUCACAAACCAGACGAGGUGAUUCCUUUAACGCAGGACGACGAGGAAGAGGCCAUUGUCUGGACGCCAAGUCACGUGACCAGUAACGGUAACCACGACAACAUCCACCUACCACUGAGCCGGGACCGCGAGGCUGAGGUGAGCCCGCAGAUGGAGGUUGACACGGGUGGUGAUCGGAGGUUUCUCAACGACGAGGUUGAGAAGCUGUUCGACCUACAGGAUCGAUUUCAGCUCAACAGCCUGCUGGCCGGGCCCGUCCAGGUCCACAUGGAGGACGUCGUUGGGGAGACGGGACCAUGCAGUCCCAGCGAGCCAUACAUAUCGGAGAAGAUGCAGUUCAACGAGGAUGACUUUUCUAGGGAUAACAGCGAGUUUGAUUUCCAUCGUCGAAUGUCAUACCCUCACAUCCACCAGCCACUGAGGUCUCUCUCCUCCCGAUCUCUCAAAGUCAGCAAACCUGCGAGAGUGAAGAAAAAGAAGAAGAAGAAGAAGAUGAGAAGCUUUCCAUCAAGGGGGGCAAUCCAGUCGCCUACGAUUCCCGAAGAGAAAGAAGAAGAUGAAGAAGAAUCUUCGUCAGAAGAGGAUGAUGAUGAUGAUGAUAAUGAUGAAAGAGAUGGUCAGUACGGUGGCAGCGAAGGGAGAAGAUUGUCAGGUCCAUCCCUACCAGGGACACAGGUUGAUUUCUUCAUUGGAGAGGCGGAGGAGGCCGCAGACAACACAGCAGAAGGAAGGAUCACGGUGAGAGCGGCUAGCCCGGACAGGAACUAUUCACCGCAGUACGGGCGAAAAGAGUCACUGGAGUCGGGAGUUCCCACGUUCCCCGAUCUGGGCUCCGAGCCGGCACUGUCAGCACACGCCACAAGUCUCGGCGUCCCCGUCACCUCCGCCAGCUCCAUGUCUUCUUACAACAGCGGCCACUCACGUGUCCAAUUCUUUGUGGGUAAUGUAAGUGAUGUCAAGUUAGAAGACAAGGAGUCGGAUGUCAGUCUUCAACAUAAGAACUCUGAUAUUGACAGAAGUGAAUCCGAGCCACAGAUGUCUCAAUCCGACGACAAGCUGGUGAAGAAGAAACAUCGUCACCACCACCACCACGAACACUUCAAGCACGAGGACCUGCGAUUGCGACGUCAGAAGGGCAGCGAGGUUCACCUUGACAACAUGAACAAACUCAAACGGUCGCCCACAGAGACCGAGGAGGCUAUACUUCUUCACACGGCAGAUCUUGAUGAGAUGGCCAGUCACAGAUGGGAGGAUGUUCGUGGGAUUCGGCGUCACAAGAUCGGCCGACAUCGUAACACACUUCACUCGAUUGUUCACGUUGGCAAAGUCCACAAAGAGAAGAAAGAGCACAAAUCUAAAUCAAAGUUUGACCACAGUUCUCACGAGGUGUUUGUGGAGCUCGACGAGCUGUACGUGGGUGAUGAGGUCGAGUGGGAGUGGCGGGAGAAGGCGAGGUGGAUCAAGUUUGAGGAGGAUGUGGAGGAGGGCGCGGAGAGGUGGGGCAAACCCCACGUGGCCUCCCUGUCCUUCCACAGUCUGCUCGAGUUGAGGCGGGGAUUAGAGAAUGGGUGUCUGUUACUGGACCUGGAGGCGACGGACCUACAGACAAUUGUGCACUACGUUGUUGAGAACAUGGUGAUCCGCGAUCAGAUCCGCGAGGAGGACAAGGGAAACAUUCUGAGAACUCUCCUCCUCAAACAUAAACAUGUCAGCGAUCGCUCGACGUUUCUCAGACGGAAUGUGUCUUAUAUCAAUCUAGCGGCGAUGGACGCCAGGCACCAGAAAGAGAAGUUUCAUUUGAACUCAAUGUCAUCGAGCAGUUUCCUGAAUGUAGCCUCAUCACACGCGCUCAACAAAUUGGCAAAAAGUGACGAAAACGUCUCAAACUCGAGAGACAAAAAGGAGUCGGCCAAAUUGGAAAUGGUCAAAGUUGAUGUUGAUAACAACAUGACUGGCGCGGACGGUGUGCAUAUCGGUAUCACUCCGACGGAGCAGAGCAAGAAGAACGUCCAGGACAUCAUGCGUCGCAUCCCGCCAGGGUCCGAGGCCAGCACGGUGCUCGUCGGCCGCGCAGACUACCUCGAGAAACCCACCAUCGCCUUCGUGCGGCUCGCCAGGGGUACGAUCCUCGAAAACCUGACGGAAGUGCCUCUACCGACGCGCUUCAUCAUCAUUGUACUCGGCCCCGAGAAAGGUGGCAUGGACUACCACGAAGUGGGCAGGUCAAUAUCCACGCUGAUGGCCAACCAGUUGUUCCAUGACGUGGCAUACAAGGCACAGAGUCGGGAGGAGUUGCUGCACGCUAUAAAUGGUUUCCUUGACGACUCAAUCGUGCUGCCCCCUGGAGACUGGGACCACAAGACCCUGCUGCCUAUCAUGGACAUGGCUCGGAAACGCGCCAACGUCCGGCGCCGAGCACGGGUGAAGCAGGAAGAAAAGGAAGCUCUGCUACAGAAGGAGAUAAAAGAUAAAAUCCCCAUCGAUCCUCUUCAACGAACGGGCCGCCUGUUCGGUGGACUGUGUAACGACGUGCGACGGCGAUACCCACUGUACCUCAGCGACUUCAAGGACGCUCUCAACGGACAGAGCAUGGCGGCUCUGGUGUUUAUUUUCUUCGCCUGUCUGUCUCCGUGCAUCGCCUUCGGAGGUUUACUAAGUGAGAAGACGAAGGGCUACAUGGGCGUCACGGAGACGAUGCUGAGCACCUCGUUGUGUGGGAUUAUCUUCGGACUGUUCAGUGGUCAGCCUCUUCUCAUUGUCGGUGCCACCGGACCUGUCCUCGUCUUCGAGCAGUCCCUUUUCAAGUUCUGUGAUUCUAAUGGAAUGGAGUUUUUACCGUUCCGUUGUUGGAUUGGAAUGUGGGUGUGUCUCAUCUCUAUAGCAACAGUUGCUAUAGAAGGCAGUUUUCUUAUUCGAUAUGUGACCCGUUUCACGGAGGAAAUAUUUGCUAUUCUCAUUUCCUUGAUAUUCAUAUACGAAGUGAUCAAGAAACUGGAUGAGACAUUCGAAGAUCAUCCACUGAAAGAAUUUUACUGCAUGCCAAACGAUUCCGCCUUUGCCCCUGCUCACGGGAAUGGAUUAGGUAACCAUAGCAACCUGUACAGUAUUGACUCGUCCAAUGACAGCUCGGUGACUGUGACGAAUAUUUCUGGUUCUGGAUCGGCCGACGUGGACGGCGUUUCUCACGAGAUAGAGCGACCGAACACGGCUUUACUCUCCACCAUUCUGACCGUCGGCACAUUCCUCAUCGCUUACUUUCUCAGAGUCUUCAGAAACAGCAAGUUUCUAGGAAGAAGUGCAAGAAGAGCAUUGGGUGAUUUUGGGAUUCUGAUUGCAAUCGUCGCCAUGGUUCUACUAGACUACCUCCUCAAGCAUACCUAUACCCAGAAACUGGAGGUUCCGGACAACUUGAGCCCAACGUCUCCAAACAAGCGCGGCUGGUUCAUCAACCCGAUGGGGAUGAACAAACCGAUGGAGAUCUGGAUCAUCUUCGCAGCCAUUAUCCCAGCCUUCCUCAUCUUCAUCCUCCUCUUCAUGGAGGUGCAGAUCACAGAAAUGAUUUUAAACAAGAAGGACCGAAAGCUGAAGAAGGGGUCCGGCUUCCAUCUUGAUCAGUUUAUAAUGGGGCUGCUGGCAUUCGUAUGUGCAUUGUUCGGCCUGCCGUGGAUGUGUGCCGCGACAGUGAGGACGAUCGCUCACGUGUCCGCGCUCAGCGUCAUGAGUCGGACGCACGCGCCCGGAGAGAAACCCAAGCUACUCGGAGUCAUUGAGCAGAGAGUCACCAACAUCAUGGUUAGCGUGUUGAUAGGUGUGUCGCUGGCGCUCGGUCCACUGUUACGUGAGAUUCCCAUGGCCGUGUUGUUCGGUGUGUUCCUCUAUCUCGGCAUCUCGGCGAUGAGUGGUGUUCAGAUGUUCGAGAGAACCAAGCUGCUGCUGAUGCCUGUCAAACAUCACCCGACCGUCGGAUACGUCAGGAGGGUUCGCACGUACAAGAUGCACAUCUUCACGAUCUGUCAGCUGAUCUGUCUCGUCAUAUUGUGGGUCGUCAAGUCAACCCAUGCCGCUCUCGCCUUCCCCUUCCUCCUCAUUCUACUCAUCCCCCUACGACUCAAGUUGAUAGCACGGUUCUACUCUCCAAGUGAACUACAUGAGCUGGAUAAAGAAGAAGAAGAUUCAGACUUGGAUGAUGAAGAAGAACCUGAUUUCUAUGAACAGGCUCACAUGCCAAUAUAGACAAUAUGUACAUGUAUGAACAAGUUCACAUGCUAAUAUAGACUAUGUAUGAACAAGUUCACAUGCUAAUAUAGACUAUGUAUGAAGAAGUUCACAUGCCAAUAUAGACAUUUCUGUGAACAGGCUCACAAGCCAAUAUAAACAUUUCUAUGAACAGGCUCACAAGCCAAUAUAGACAUUUCUGUGAACAGGCUCACAAGCCAAUAUAGACAUUUCUGUGAACAGGCUCACAAGCCAAUAUAGACAUUUCUGUGAACAGGCUCACAAGCCAAUAUAAACAUUUCUGUGAACAGGCUCACAAGCCAAUAUAGACAUUUCUGUGAACAGGCUCACAAGCCAAUAUAAACAUUUCUGUGAACAGGCUCACAAGCCAAUAUAAACAUUUCUGUGAACAGGUUCAUACAAAAUUAUGGAUAUUUUAAUGUAUGACCAGGCUCACCCAGAUUGUCAGAGCAUUCAGUUGAAUGACUGCCGCUUUCAUUGAUGUUUAGAAAGAAUGACCGUUUCCAAACAGUGAUAUUGUACAGUAUACACUGUGGAAAUAUUUCUCUACCUGUUGGAUAUACACACGGUAUACACUGUGGAAAUAUUUCUCUACCUGUUGGAUACACACGGUAUACACUGUGGAAAUAUUUCUCUACCUGUUGGAUACACACGGUAUACACUGUGGAAAUAUUUCUCUACCUGUUGGAUACACACGGUAUACACUGUGGAAAUAUUUCUCUACCUGUUGGAUACACCGAUGAACAGCCCCAGCUGGGUUUCUGAAGACCAAAAGGUGAAAUUGUCAUCGAUGGUGGUUUGUCAUAGCGAUGGAAACACGGUGAGAUGUGCAGGGCGUUUCUAACAUGUUUCUAUCAUCUUGCUGAACGGAACUUCUUGGGGAAAACAAAUAAUAAAGACUCACGUCGUCAUGGGCGUGGACUAUUCGGUCUCUUUGUUGCAUUGGUGAUAAGUCACUGAGGAAAGAAAUAUAACAAUUAUAGCUGGAAAAUGCAUUCAUACUGACGUCAUGAAUGUUUUGACUGCUCUGUGUUGCCAUGGUGACAACUCGUUGAGAAAAGGAAAAUAAUAACCUGCAUUCUUGCCCAAUAUCAUGAAUGUUUUGACUUCCCUUAGGAAUUAGACCAAGAUGAAUUAUGAGAGAGACACAACUCAAGUUAUCAGAGAUGUGGAAUAUUUCGUCCGUUUGUUGCCAUGGUGACAAGUCUGUGUGUUAUGAUCAUCAUGCAAUGUUUUGAUGUUUUCUAUUUGAAAACAGAACUAUGUGUCUAUUUUUCUUUUAUUACAAAUACAUGAGAUAAAAAAAAAACAAGUAGGCUUGCAAUCGUAAGUAAUGAGACAGUAUCAAAAUCAUGUUUUGUUAAGCAUCAUGUUUUGUUAAGCAUAUCACCGCUGCACUUGUUUAAUAUUUGCAGUUGACAGUGUUGAUAAUACAUGUACGGUACAUUGGUUGAGUUUACGUAAAACACUAAAAAAAAAUUGAUGCCGUACCUAA